Amoebophrya sp. A25 is the source of this 2616-nucleotide messenger RNA. The record is from the annotation of a GenBank genome assembly. NCBI's taxonomy places the organism in Eukaryota, Dinophyceae, Syndiniales, Amoebophryaceae.
CGAAGAGUUCCUAUCUCAAAAUCAAAUGCCCGCCAUGUGAUUCGACGCACAAGAGGUGCGCAUGAUCAUCUUCAACGCUGAAUGAUCAUCUUCAACGCUCGCAUCUGUAAAAAACCGUAAAUGAAUCAAUGCUGAUGCGUAAAUGAAUCAACAAGAAAAGCGAAUGAGCAUAAUGGCCCAGAACGUGCCUUCCAAGGACAACGGUUUCUUUCCAUCAAUUUUGAAAUCCCACCAGGAGAAGUUGUCAAGCUCAAGAAGAAGUAGUACUUCACUCCUAUCAGCUUUCAUCUGCAGGAGAAUUAUAGCCAAAAGCGGACUUCUGCGGAAGACACUCCUGCUCCGGUGCUACCUUUAUCAUCAAUUUUUCUUUCUUUUCUCCUUCUUUCUGACUCUCCUCUCCUUCUCGGCGCUUGUUCCUCUUCCUGUAGGAGCAUCCACUUCUCCAGAAUCGUCAUAUUCCGCAACCUCUUGUUCCGCAAGUCCAGAUGAAGAGCCAACCUGUCACUGGUUCCAAACCAGACCCUCGCAUGUGAGCGGAUUGAGUGUCAAUCUUUGUCUAAGACACCCAGAUUCAAACGAAUGCGUCUCGAAGUUAAGGAUCAUGUGUCAUAAUAUUUUUGUUCAGCGUGUGACUAGAGCUCAAAAAGUCCAUCGAAAACUCAAAAUAAGCGAGUUACUCUUAUACUGACUGAGAUGGCAGAGUCGUUACUACGUUCCUCUUCUUUCAGCAUCUCCCUAUUUCAGUUCUUUUUGCGACUGUAGUUACAACACAUACUAAGUGAAGACUCUUUACUUCAUCUUCCUACUCACGGCACUCGUUCAAUCUUCUAACUGACGGCACUCGUGAACUAGGCGUCUGGGAGGAUGCGGAGGACGUGGAGCGCGCAUGGGAUCACUCUUUUGCUUUCGUCCAACAACAUGCCGAUUACUUACAGAAGAAGUACAAAGAGGACACCAAGGGCAUGACUGAAGAAGAUUUAAGAGGUUUUUUGCCGCCAUCUCAGAUCGUCUUUUCCGAUGACAUGUUGAUACGGGACGUCGAUGGCCGCGAUGUAGAAUUUGCUGUUGCGGUUGACAAGGAUAUUAAAAAGGAAGACUACAAGCUGCAUUUGGCUUUGAGAUCCUUAACCCCGCUCGAAAUCGCCCGAAAUAAGACCUAUGUCGACAUCGGCGCAAACAUUGGAGCCAUCGCGAUGCCGAUGAUUGUGCGACCCGAAGUGCACAAAGUGAUAGCGUUUGAGCCUUUUGAGGAUAACCUGUUUCAUCUCCGAAACUCGAUUGCGGGCUUACCAUUAGCGAAGCGAAGAAAAGUAACAUUGCAUGAAGUAGCUUUGACAGAGCCAGAGGACAUCACUGGUACCGAAAAAGAUCAUCGAGGAAGGCAACAAGGAAUAUGCUUCUACUCAUGGGCAUUCAAUCGUGGUGACUCUGGUAUAUUGCCACAGGAGGUCUGUGAGCGACACUUCAAAAGGUACGGAGCAGAUGAAAAAAUCGACCAAGAAUAUUUCAAAGCAAGUGGAAAACGUAGGGAACUUCAUUACGUCCCGACGAAGACACUGGACGAGCUUUUGUUUCCUUCUACGACAGGUCCAAGCAGUGGAGCAAGCAAGGGCGCGGCUAGCGGUACAUCUUCCCCAUCAAUAAAGAACAUCCGUCUCUUAAAAAUGGACGCCCAAGGUCAUGAGGUGGAAAUCUUACGUGGUGCGUCGAAGCUGCUAUACUCUCGCAUUGUCCGCGUAUGGUUCUUUGAGGUGGACCCAGCCAAACUACAAGAGACUGGUCACAAGAGACCUGGAGAAUUGCUGGACAUUUUCCUAGAUAACGAUUACGGUCUUCUGUAUCAUCCAGAACAGGAGAGUCGGAGAUACAAGAAUAAAGGCAAAAAUUUGACUAAUGAUACUUCUUCUAGUACACGUUCAGAUGAAAGGACAACUAGUACAACAGCGUCAGGACAAGAACCUGAAAAUCUUCCUUCUUCGGGUGCACUUCAAUCUGCUGUUCAACAUAGGCAACCUCCGACAGCUGGUCGUCCUGCUAUCGGUUUGUCUCCGCAGGCAGUGAUAGCAUUGGAUGAGGCCUGGCUGAAGUCCGCUCGCUGUAUGUUAGACUACGGACACCAUUACAUCACACUCUUCGCCCUCCGAGACAGAGAACUUGCGGCUAAGCAACGGGCUUGGCGAGCAGAAUCGCCGUGUGACGAAGAUGUAGGAGCAAUUUCCCUGCAGGGAACAAAGCGUGUUGUGAAUAUGUCUUGAUUUGUGAAAUUGAUUUCCUCAUCCUCUUUUUGCAAGAGGAAAAAGGAAAUGAAUAAGAAAUAUUUUGGUCCACAUCCCGCUGCUGCUCCAUCAGCUACCGGUAUCAAAACAAAAAAUAUUCUCAAUGUUUGUCUUCUUAAUUUUUGUCUUCUGAAAAAUUGCUAUUGCUGUGUCGUUGGUCUUAGAUUUCGUUCACCGCACUAUUUUUUAUCCCCUGAUGUUUGUCCUGGUCACGUGCAUAUGGGAUCCUCAUCUUCAAAAAGAACGCGUCCUCCUUCUAGCUUUCUCGGUGUACAAAUGUCAAGUCACAAAUCAGAUCGGAUCUUCAGAAAGAUUGAGUUUAAGAUGAAGUUGCUGUGCC